AUCAGUUUAAAAAUACCAUUCAUUCAGAACGGAGGCUUAAAAGACGUACUUCUAAAAAAAUGCUGCUAAAAUAUAUUCCCUUGUUUUUGUUGGUACAGCUUUCAAUAGCAGCUGCCAAACCUCUGGAUCCAGAACUGUUGAAAUCUGAUGAUCCUGUGCAACAGGAGUUGGUGAGACAGGCCAAGGAGGAGACAGCCAAUCUUCUUAAUGCCCUGUUCCGAUCUCAAAUCGAUUAUUUCACCGAAGUCAAGACCCACCUCAAUCCGCAAACGAAGCGCUUCCAGGACAUUAAUAUAUAUAUUACACGUCUGAACCAAGCCAUUGCAGAAAAGGAGAUGGCAAAAAAGGAUCAAUUGUGGUUUAACAUUUUUGAAGAGUUCAAGGAGUCUCCAUUACUAUUGAACCGCGAAGCUGAGACAGGACUCAGCGACGGGGAGUAUAAACGCAUCCUUACUGGACAAAAACUGAAUGACAUAUCUACUAGGUUCAUAACGAAUGUGGCUGAUUAUUUUUGGAAAAUCGCCAAAAUCAGUGGCAAAGUCAUUGAUAAUGGCAUAUCGAUAGUCAACCAAUCAUAAAUCUCAAUAAACUAUCAAUAAAUUAA
Messenger RNA from Drosophila eugracilis, 604 nucleotides. RefSeq lists its product as uncharacterized. The record is from RefSeq and is a predicted model, not a curated record. NCBI's taxonomy places the organism in Eukaryota, Metazoa, Arthropoda, Insecta, Diptera, Drosophilidae. The transcript is spliced from 3 exons. The coding region runs from base 60 to 578 and encodes 172 amino acids.